Bombus impatiens (common eastern bumble bee) is the source of this 1537-nucleotide messenger RNA. RefSeq names its product protein PIH1D3 (gene Dnaaf6). Gene Ontology annotation, molecular function: protein-folding chaperone binding; dynein intermediate chain binding. Gene Ontology annotation, cellular component: cytoplasm. Lineage: Eukaryota; Metazoa; Arthropoda; Insecta; Hymenoptera; Apidae. The record is from RefSeq and is a predicted model, not a curated record. Gene Ontology annotation, biological process: axonemal dynein complex assembly. The coding region runs from base 168 to 743 and encodes 191 amino acids. The transcript has 4 exons.
UAAAAAUGUGUAUAGAAAUUAUAAUUCUUUUCUAUCUUAUUGUCACUUUUACUAGUACGAUAUUUGAAGUAUGUUACCUUGACAACGACGUUUGUUGAUUGGCGCGUUCAGUACUAGUCGUUUGUGUCUAAUAUCAAUCUGAAGGAUAUUUUCACUCGAUUAGAAAAAUGGAUGGUUGUUUUGGUUAUCACGAAUUGAAAGCAUUACAGGAAUUAAUUAAUCCUCUUAAAAAUGAUUCAGAUUCUGAGGAUGAUUUACCACAGGCUGGCGCUCGGAAACUUGGACCUGGCGAUAUCGGUACUCGAAAUGGAAAGUUUCAAGACCGUUCGGGCCCACAUGCACCGCUGAAAGCGGAAGUUGAUGAUAUUUGGCAUCCGUCUGAAGCAGUUGCUUCGCAGAGUACGGAAGCCUACGAUCCAAGAAAGGUGCCGGAUUAUGAGAUGAAAUUUAAGCAGGCGGUGACGGCGGAAGACGUCUUUUUGGGCAUGGGUUUCAAAACGCCAGGGACCGCAUCCUGCGAGUGGUUGUCCGUAUUGGUGAAGAUGCCGCAGGAAGUGCGCGAGAAAAUCGAGCUGUCCGUGGAAACCGAAGCGAUCGACGUGCGGAGCCCAAGAUAUCGACUGCAUCUCGAGACGCCACAUCCGGUUGAUCCUAACGCUUCAUCGGCCAAAUGGCAUAGUGAUAUUUCUACCUUAGAGGUCACCCUCAGACUUGUACGCGAGCUGGACGGUGUAAAUUUUUAAUCAACGUUACGGUAGGCUUUUAAUUUCGACUCUUAUAAAAACUUGAGGGACUUCUGUAUCGAUCGCGAUUAGUAUCUUCGCAUCUGUGUACAUUACUGUUCCUAAAAUUAGUCAUGUUAAAUCAUGUUAAGGGCUGAUCCUUGAUAUUCGAACUUUGUUAUUUUUUAAAAUCUUUUAACCGAUGAAUGUCUUCAAUUAUUGAAAAGUAAUAUUUGUAAAAUUUAAUAUUAAUAUUACUUUAUAUAUAACAAUACCUAUUUAAUUUUAUGUUACCUAUUUGAUUUAACUAUACUUAUAUAACUAUAUUCUCUAAUAUCUUGUGGUAACAGUAACAUUUUGUUAAUUUCUGUAGUUGAUUUCUUCCUUUCUUUUGCGUUAUUUCUGUGAUUUCAAAUUUUCGAAUGGUAGUACAUAUUUAGUUUCUCUUUUAAUCUUCUGUCUCUCCAGUAAUGAAAUUGCCAUGCCCUUACAGAAACGAUUCUUUUACAGAAUCCAGAUCUCUAUUUUUAUUUUAAUUGUUUGACGGAUCGAAAAAGAGAUUCGUUAGUAAUAUAAGAAGUAUAACAUGUGAGAUGCAAUAUAUGGAUCGUAAUAUUGUACAUGAGAUGUUUGCUUGAAUGUACAGGAUAAAAGCAUUAUUUGUUUAUAAUAUUUCUCUUCGUAUCGGAUUAAAGAUCGACGUAUUGUAUUCUCUUGUAUUGUAUUCUUGCCGUUAAGGCAAAUGAUAUUCAUAUUGAGAGUUGCGUUUUAGAAUGUGAAAUAAAUAUCUGCUGGGUACAUAUUAUACAACUUCA